This is a messenger RNA of Tricharina praecox, 1154 nucleotides long. RefSeq lists its product as uncharacterized. The transcript is spliced from 2 exons. Bases 1 to 660 code for a protein of 219 amino acids. Lineage: Eukaryota; Fungi; Ascomycota; Pezizomycetes; Pezizales; Pyronemataceae. The record is from RefSeq and is a predicted model, not a curated record.
AUGUCACCAGCAAAAGUACCACUCCUCGCCGUCCUCCUGCUACUGCUCCUCACGCAAGCGCCAGCACAAUUCACGUUUCCACCUCUCCCUUCCGCCACCGAUAACAGCAAAGUAGCUUGUCGAGCCGUUUACGACGCCUGCAUGUUCUCGUUUCGGGAGUGUAUUCGCAGCGCUGCGGGUGACGACGCGACGAGGUUGUCGUGUGAAGCGCACCGUGAGGAUAUAUGUGAAGGGACAAUUAGGGAGGGGUGUGAUGUGCUUCCCGAGGCGGUGAAGGAGAAGUCGGCGACUACCCUCGUCGUCGUGCUGCCGGAAGUAUCGACACAGUCGGCAACGGCAACGGCAAUAGUUACAGUAACAGCAAUAGCGAUAUCAACAGCAUUAGCGACAGCGACAGAGGCGAUGGAAACCGUCGUGGUCUUUGUACCAGACAAAGGCCAGGGCGCGGCGGCGAACACGCUGGCGGGUGCGGUGAUGACGGUUACCAUCCGGCGGAUAGCCACUGCCACACCCACCACACCCACCACCUCUACUACCACGUCGACAGUACGGGGGUUAAUCCUGGGACAGAGGAACGGUGGAGGGCGUGUUCAUGUUCGCUGGUGGUUCGGGGUGGUUGCGAUGUCGGUGUCGAUGCUGGGAGCCGAAGUAGCGCGUUGAUGUGGGGCUGGGCGGCUCUAAGGAAUGUGACUAUCGCGGGGCGAUAGCUGUAAUAUGUAGCGGUGGGUAAUUGGAGAUAUCGAUAUACGUCGAUCGUGGGGCAGCAGCGGGGACAUGGAGAUGAGAAGCGUUUCUGGGGAUAUCGGUGGACGGUCAUCUGUUCCGGACUGUGAUCGACGGUUCAAUUUGGAUGCGGAAGAUCGCACCUGGGGUUAGGGACUGGCGGUCGGCUCUUCCAUUUUGGCCGGCAACAGCCAGCACAUUCCCAAUGCGGCCCGAACGGUUAGAGUGGGUAUUCCCUUCACAGCCCUCGUGUCAGCAAUCUGUACGCGUUGCCGGAAGAUGUUUCAUAUACAUAUACGCAUCGUGCUGGACGAGGCCGGCUGCCGGAAAGUGUGGAGAUCUGAGGUACGGCGGUCGAAAGUGAUCAAAAACAUAGCAGCAAAGUUGAGUUGGUGGAAACAGCAACAAAAACGCAUUGCCUCACCUCGUUC